ACGCGCUAAAUGUGAGGAUGGAUGGCAAGGUUCUUUUUGAACUAUUAGAUAUUUCAAAAAGAAAUCAGACGGGUGAAGUAAUCGACACAUAAAUAACGAGGUUUACGCCGACUCUCGGUAGAGAUUAGAAAAAAAGAGAUGUUUAACUGAAGUAAUCUUUAGCCGUGACCGUUCUUUCAGUCACGUCCAGCUGGAUAAUUGCAAUCUUCGGUACUUAGAACUUCCGAAACAGUCUGGCUGGUUUCUUUCUGAUAUAUCCUUUUGUGUCAGACGAUAUCCUAACCGUUAUCAUUUAAAUCUGUUACAUAGUCUAAUGAUUGUUUAUAGUUCUGAGUAAAUUACUGCCACUGAAAUGUCAACACGUCCUUCCUUCGUUUUAAUGAAACGGGGUGUAAGAUAGUUACCGUCACCGGGCGCAAUUAAAUUAUUAAUGAGAGGGUGAGUCUAGUUCUCGUGAUUGAUGUCUAUUCAGGAAAAUUUAACAGUCGUGCGCAAACUGGCGCACUUGUGAAUGGCUCCCAAUUUGGGCGGCAGGUGGCGCUAGCGUCGCGUUUCAACCUUACAAAUGGCGGCGCGGUUUUCUCGCACAGUGCAAGGUGGCUCCCGGUACAUACGAACAAACGCCGGGUGGUAGCGAUUGAUUUAUAAACAUUUUAGAGUGACAAUUUAUGGUAGUCAAAUAUUCGUGAACGAGGAAUCCGAAGGUUAUCGGGGUUACCUAACCUCACAUUGCUAAGGCCAAGGAGGUGCCGGCUACACCCAAGGCUGUUUCUAGUGCCGAGAGCAUAGAGUUUAAGGAAAAUUUACGUCGCAAAAGCCAUGAACAAGAGGGCUGACAAAGAUGAUACUCCGCAACAAGUUAAAGAUGCUGUCUUGAAACACAGCACUCCUCUUCCACCCAACACACCAACUGUCAAAGGAUACGAUUGGAAUCAAGGACUGGACUAUGGUGCUCUUCUUGCAACCUAUAAGACUUCUGGCUUUCAGGCAACCAAUUUUGGUUUAGCUGUCGACGAGGUUCGUAAAAUGUUGGCAGCUCGAAAAGUGCCUCUCAACGAUGAUCAGUUGGACCUCCAUGAAGAGGACGAGUUCAUCAGAAGGCGCAACGGAUGCACCAUAUUUCUGGGAUACACCUCGAAUUUGGUAUCCUGUGGAGUUCGUAGCACACUUAGGUUUUUGGUGCAGCAUAAACUGGUCGAUUGCAUCGUCACAACGGCAGGUGGAGUCGAAGAAGACCUGAUCAAGUGCCUAGCACCUACCUACAUCGGCGACUUCCACUUAGACGGCAAGGUUCUCAGGGACAAGGGCAUCAAUCGAAUAGGCAACCUCCUCGUUCCUAAUGACAAUUACUGCCUUUUUGAGGAUUGGAUUACACCAAAGCUGGAUGCUUUACUGCAAGAGCAAAAAGAAAAGGGUACCGUGUGGUCGCCGUCCAAGAUCAUAGAGAGGUUGGGUCGCGAGAUCGGAAACCCGGAAUCUAUUUAUUAUUGGGCAAGCAAGAAUAAGAUCCCCGUCUUCUGCCCAGCUCUGACCGACGGCAGCCUCGGAGACAUGAUGUACUUUCACUCCUUCCGGAAUCCUGGACUGGUGGUCGACAUUCUCUCAGAUUUAAAGAGGUUGAACACAAUGGCUGUUAAGGCAGUAAAGAGCGGUAUUGUCCUUGCCGGGGCCGGAGUGAUCAAGCAUCACAUUUGUAACGCAAACCUGAUGAGAAACGGAGCGGAUUACGCGGUUUAUUUAAACACGGCCCAGGAGUUCGACGGGAGCGACAGCGGGAGUCGUCCCGACGAGGCGGUGUCCUGGGGAAAGAUCCGCAAGGAAGCCACCCCGGUGAAGGUUUACGCCGAGGCCAGCCUGGUCUUUCCGCUGUUGGUCGGGGAGACUUUCGUGAGGGAACACUUGUCCACGAAGGAGCGUACGGUGUCGGAGGUUUGAAGGAAAUAAAGUACCUGGUCAUCUCCUACCACA
Molecule: messenger RNA, 1968 nt
Organism: Orussus abietinus
Lineage: Eukaryota; Metazoa; Arthropoda; Insecta; Hymenoptera; Orussidae
Gene: Dhps
Product: probable deoxyhypusine synthase
Exons: 8
Coding region: 820-1935 (371 amino acids)
Biological process (GO): peptidyl-hypusine biosynthetic process
Cellular component (GO): cytoplasm
Molecular function (GO): deoxyhypusine synthase activity
Source: RefSeq, a predicted model, not a curated record